Vitrella brassicaformis is the source of this 6435-nucleotide messenger RNA. The record is from the annotation of a GenBank genome assembly. Lineage: Eukaryota; Vitrellaceae.
CGAGUAUGACAGCACUCGCCAGUCAGCCGGUCAUUCCACGGCACGGCACGGCAGACACACCACAGCACAACGUCCGAAAACGGCCACAACACGUGUAUGUGUAUGUAAGCAGGCAUAUGUACACGCGAAGGAUAGCAAGCGUACACACAUCCUGUCAGUCAUGCAAAAAGUGUGUGUAUGCAUGCACUUAGCGAACCACAUCAAGCAACCGACCCUCUCCCUCCCUCUAGUGCUACAACAGUCAUCUCUCGCAGAGUAGAUGGAUACCGGACUGUCUGUCUGCCUGUCUGUCUGUCUGUCUGCGCGUCGGAGUGUCUGCCUGUCUGUGUCGGUGCGUCAGGCCUGAGGUGGCGCGAGCUCGACCACCUUGACGCGCGGGUUGCCACCAUACUUGCCUGCAUAACGCCACACACACAAAUCGAUGCAUUUGUCGUCUCUCUCUCCCUCUCUCUCUCUAAGUGUGUGUGUGUCUGUAGGUGUCUGUGUGCCGACCGAUGACGUGUUGUUUGAUUUCGUAGUGCGGUGUGAAGAAGAACCACUGCUUCUGCGGAUUGGCCAUGGCCAGCUCAAACAGCAAAUCCAUGCUGGGAGGUAGACCACACACAUCAACACACCACACACGCACCAUAUCAAUGCAGUCGUCUCUGUGUGUCAUUGUUCAAAGCUCACUGACUUGCGUAUGCGAUUGACUUCGUCCAUGUAGACGUCGGGCUCGUCGAACAGGUGCACUGGGAAGUCCUCCAGCUGCGCAAACGCCAUCAACAAUGCACACUGAACCUAUAGAACGCACAUACACACACAGGCAGAUGGUGUCGUGCUGUGCGGCUGAUGUCCCAUUGCCCCAUCCACCGAUCCGCUCACCGUGCUCUUCUCCCCCCCGCUAAGGCUUUUGAGGUCUUUGGUGACCAGCUGCUUGUCCCGCUGGACACUCUGGCUGCCCACAUCCUGCGUGUUGACCACCUCAACGUCUAUCGAAUACGUCUCCGACAACACUGCCGAUUCGUCACGCUCACGGUCACGGCUGUUGUCGCGCCGGGCCUGCUGUCGUCUGCGGUUGUUACUGCGGCCGCCCUCUUCCUGGUCGCUGUCGGCAUCGUGGUCCUGCUCGCCUCUCUGCCGCGGCUUGUGACGACGGAAACCCAGAUUGCCUGCACACAGGGGUGGUAAGGGGCGUGUUGUGUGUUGGGGGAGAGGGAGGGGUCAAAUGGGGCGUGGGGCUGGUCAGCUACCUUGCCAGUUGAUGGUGUUAGCGCAGCACUGCUGGAAAGUCUUCUUCAUUUUGGCGCGCUGGGCUUGCUCGGCCUCCAACACCUUCUCGGACCGCCUCAAGUAGUUCUCCUGCGCACACACACACACACACACACUCGUUCAUGUCACACCCACUAUGGUGCGGGCAUCCGUCGAUUGUGGUGUGGGCAUUGGUUGACCUUGGCUUUCUUCUCGACGGCUUCGAUUCCGUUGACGCGGGCCUCGAUGUCCUUGAGCCGCCGCUCCGCCUCGGCCGCCUCGCGCUCAGCUUGCUGCACCCACCACACACACACAAGCAAGGCAAGAAGUGGUGAGCAGAGGAGAUGUGUGUUGUCGCGUUGUGCUGGUAGGUACCUCGGGAGUUUUGCCCUGCUGUUUCUCCAUCUUUUCGAUGUAGAGCUUGAGCUUACGCGCCUCCUUCUUGUACGCCUGACGCACCACACACCACACACACAAGACUAUCAUCUGUACUGGACCCCCCUGCACCCCCUCUCCCCAGGCACCUCAGCGGUCAUGGUGACGUCUUCCGGUGGGUCGCCCAUCUCUUCGGCCUCGGCAUUGAGCCGCUCCCGCUUGACGGUGAUGUUGUGCUGGAUGGUCUCCUGGUCGCGCUUGGCGUCCUCGGUCCGCUUCGACACCUUCUGCUGCGCUUCGGACAGCUGUGUGUGCUCCGUCUCAAGCUCGGCCUUUCGCUGCCACACACACAGACACGUGUGACAGAUCGUUUUGGUUCUUUUGUGGAGCGUGGGUGUGUGUGGGUUAGGUACGUUGUGCGCGGGUCUGAGGUGCUGUUCAGCCCAUGUCUUUGCCUCGGUCUGUUUGGCGGUGAAUGCCUGCUCGUGGCGGCCCUUGUCCUGCUGGAUGGUCGAAAGCUCCCCCUGGGCCUUGGUCACGUGCUCCUGCACACGCGACGCACGUAUUGAGAAGUGCAUGGCAUGCAGCAACACGCACGCAUCAUGGCCAUCACAGGGACAGGAGCCGGUGUGUGUCUGUUGUGGUUUGUAGGCACCUGCAGGUUCUUGAUGCUUGUGUCCAGCUGCUCAAGAUUGGCGUCGAUGCUGCUCGUGUCAACCUGCACACGCACGCACACACACAAACAAGAAGGUGGAUGGGUGAGUGAGUUAGUGCACUCCUUCCGUGUGUGUCUCACCUACCUCCCGCUGCGCGUCGAUCUGCACGUGGUCGAGCUUCUCGUUGAGCUUCACCUCCUGCGCAAGGGCCUUCUCACGCUGGCUGUUGAGCUGCCGGAUGUUGCUCUCAGAUUGCUGCACAACAUACAGACACCCACACACGCACGGACGCACAGACAGGGAGGGAGGGAGGGAGGGGAAGUGGUGCAGGUCGCCACUGUCAUGUGAGGUGCCUGCCACAUGCUGCGAAGAGCCCACCUGACCUGUCUGGCUUGUCUGAUCUGUUGCUCCUGGUUGGCGAUGCGCUGCACAUCGGCGCGGGCCUGACCGUGCUCCUGAGCGCAGCGGGCGUCCUCGGCCUGGGCAGCCUGGCAGCACACAAGACACAGACAGACAGACAGACACGGACACGGACGGGGUGGGAAGGCAGGACCGAUUGCGAUUGCGUGUGGGUGUGCGUACGUGCCUGAAUCUGUGCGGUUUUGUCGAUGUCCUCGUUGAUGUACUCCAGGGCCAGCCGGCGCUCGCUGCCAGCCAUCCGAGGGUACAUCACACCUGCACACACACAUGCAACUCAUGACACACACGUAGGCCUCCAUCCUUGGUGUGCACACACAGCUCCGUCCAGACAUACCGAAUCCGCCGGUUCCGCCGUAGUUGCGGCGGCCGAAGGAGAAGCUCGCCAACUCGUACACCUGAGUGAUCUUCCCUAUGCUGACAAAGUUGGCACAGAGGAGGGAGGGAGGGAGGGAGAGGGAAACACCCACACCCGUCAUCCACCUCGGUCGCCUUGGUGCCAUUGAUUGCCCACGCCAACCCCCCCACCUAUUGUCAUGCAGGAUUUGGUUCUGUGUGUCGCGGUCUCGUGUGAUGAUGGUCGUCACGGCCCCCUUGUCGGCCAUGUGGUUGAGCACUACCGGAGGCAUCUUGCCCUUGUCCAGACACCGCCACACACUCAGCAGCUGACCCGCAAUGCCCCCGUCGUCACGGCUGACGUCAUACACACCGCCGCGGAAGCGCGACACACGCUGAAUCUGCAUAACACACACACACAGAGAGAGGGGCAAGGAUGCACACAGGCAUUCAGGCGUGGCCUAGGGUGGGUUGCUGUGUACCUGAAAUGCCGGCAGCUGCCCGGCUCGCUGUGGGCGACCGAAGGCCUCUCGAGGCAGCCCACAGUCCAUCAGGAUUUGCUGACACCAACACACACACACACACACAUGCCAGCAGGAAGGCAUGCCAGCCCCGCCCCUCCCUUCCUCCGUAUGUGUGUCGAUCUCACCUUGAGUGAGUUCUCCUGGUCCUUGGACAGCGAGGGCACGAUGAACGUGGUGAGGCUGUUUCUGAAGAUCUUCUCUAUCAAACACAUGACGGCCAUCCGCUCCGCCUCAGUGCCCCCCAGCCCGUCGUGCUGCCGCAGCUGGUCCCUGCCUGCGACGCUGAUGAAAUACCCCACCGGCCCCACCGGCACCCCAUCCGGGAAGAGGUGGCUACGCUCCUGCAACACCCUCUGAACACGCUCCACCUACGACACGCCCACACACAUACACACGAGGUGAAGGUGGUUUGGGUGGUUUGCGUCCGUCCAUACGUCGUAGCCGUAAGUGGCUUUGAGUCUGUUGGGUCUGUUGUGCUGCUGCCCCUGCCCCUGCAGCGCCGCGAGCUUCCGUUUCGCGUCGGCGGCCGCUGCCUGGGCCUCGCUCUCCCGCUCACGCGCCACACGCAUCUCACGACUGAGCGAUUCCGCCUCCUUCUGACGGGCCUCGGCUGCCGCAUGAGUGUCCUGACAGACAGCGAAUACAUCCAUCCGUCCAUCCAACCGUGUGUAGAGUGGUGUGAGUGAGUGCACGUUUGUAUGGUGUGGUAUCUGUGUGUACCGCCAGCUGCUUGGAGGCAGUUUCCUGCUGCUUGGUGAGCUGGGCCAGCUUCUGCAGUCAGUGGUGGAAACACACACACAUACAUACACACACGGAUGGAUGGAUGGAGGCGUGUGGGAGGAUGUGACAUGUGGUGUGGGUCACUCCCUCCCCUCCCCCUCUCUCUGUAUGUCAAUCGGCUCGCUGACCUCCUUGAUGGCUUUGAUCUGCUGGUCCACCUCCUCCGUUCUGUCGCGCAACAGACCCGCUCGCUGACAGACAGACAGACAGACAGACACCAAUCUCGUCAGUCAAUUGUCAUCCCAUGCAUCGACCCAUCCCAUCCAUGUGUGUGUGUGGUUGGCUGCCUGUGUGUCGAGUUGUUGUUUGUCGUGUCGCCUGUUGGCCAGCUGGGUCCGCAGCUGCUGCACCUCGGCCUGCUUCUCCUCCUUGGCAUGCUUGGCGCUCUCUACCUUCUCCCUCAGCGCCUGCAUCUCCUUCCGGUAGGUGUUCUUCUGCUCACUCAGCCCGCGCAACUCCUACACACACAUAGAUACAUCUAUGUGUGUGUGUGUCUUGGUGUGGUGUGGUGUAGUGGGGUGCAGUGAGUGAGUGAAUUACGUCAGUGGCCUUCUGCAGGGCUUCCUCGCACUCCUUGAGGCGUGUGUUGACGUCGUCGGCCUCCUCCUGGCGGCUCUCCUCGUCGGCUACCAUCUUCUGAAAGGCCGCCUCCUCACUCUCAAGCGCCUUCUGCUCGUGAUACAGCUUCGCAUACGGCACCAUCGCCUCCAGCCUGCACGCCACACACACACACACACACACACACAGAGGGAGGGGAGUGUGUGUCUUUGGUGUGUGUGUGUGUGUCUGGUGUGGCUGGUGGGUCACCGCAGUUGGUCAGAGAUCUUGUCUUUGAGCUGUCGCAUGUUAGUGGCUAUCUUGUUCUUGUGCUUGAGCUCACGCUGCGCCUCUGUGCGCUCCUCCUACACACACACACACAUCCACACACAUCCACACAGACAUGGAGGGACCAUUGCCGUGCGGUGUGUUGUGUUGUGGUUACGAUGCUGCUGCUGAGUUUGUGCUGCGUCUGUUCGUGUUCCUUCUUUUCCUUCUUGAGCUCCUCGAAGCACACGCUGAGGCCAGUGGUGCGCACAAACAUGUCAUACAGCUGAGACACACACACAGACACACACACACAGAAGGAAGGAAACAGUCAGUCAGGUGCAGAGGAGUGGUGGUGGGAGGGGAAUGUGACCUCGAUCCCUGAGGUAUCCUUGAGUAGCGUCUUCGACCGUGCUUGAUGCAGGAAGACGAUGGGAUUGUCGAGCUGAGAGAUCACACAGACAGACAGACAGACAGACAGGCCAACAGGCAGCACGCAUCGAUCCUGCGCGCACAACCGUUGUGUGUGUGUGUGUGUGAGUGAGUCCGUACGUUGAGCUUGAGUGCGUCGCGGAGGGCCUCGAAGUCCUUGUGCUUGUCGCCCGUGGCGCCGCCAGAGCCCUUCAGAAUGUACUUGCUGCGCCCGCUCCUCCAGAUCUCCCUGGGCGCAUGCCGUUCCACACACACGAGAGAUAUGUGUGGUGCGGUGCGCUGCCGUCUGUUGGCCUGGCGUGGCCACGCUCCCCACCCCCCCAAGCCACCACGUACCGCUUGAGUUCGAUCUCAUCGCCCAUGUCGUCAGGUUUGUAUGCCUCAGGUCCGCGGUUGGUGAGUGUGAGGGUGACGACGGCCUUGGAUGGGCCGUUGGCAUCCAUGUCACGGAUGUACUUUUUGAUGGUCUGCCCACGCCCCGCAUUUUGGCCUUGCAGACCCACCACCAGAGCUAUCGCAGACGUCAAAGCACUCUUGCCAGCUGCACACACAACACAACACAAUACUGGCGGCGCAUGUAGGAGAUCUUGUGUGUUUCUUCCCUCACAGCCAUUGGGUCCGACGAUGAGGUUGAUGGAACUGCAAACACACACACACACACACACCACACGCACACACACGUGCACGCCGCGCAUGUGCGCGGCGUGCAUGUGUGCCGGGUGUGCAGCGUGGCUGUGCGACUGACUGACCUGGCCGGGUCGAAGGCCACCCGUUCGUGGUUCAUGAAGUUCUGGAGCUCCAGUCGCUUGAUCUUGCCGGCGUACUCCCACCCCCCGUCGUCCGCGUCGUCCAUCUCAACGUCACCCAUCCGUGUCGAAACGUAC